Messenger RNA from Dentiscutata erythropus, 153 nucleotides. Lineage: Eukaryota; Fungi; Glomeromycota; Glomeromycetes; Diversisporales; Gigasporaceae. The record is from the annotation of a GenBank genome assembly.
AUGGACGUUAAAUGGUUCUGGAAUCAUGAAGUCAUCGCACUUUCAAGUUUAUUACUUAGCCCCUGCAAAAUCUCAGCGACAAAUAAUACAUCAUUGUUGAUCAGAUAUUUUCAGAGGCAUAAUCCGGAAAGUAAAAAACUUGAAACCCUAUGA